Molecule: messenger RNA, 8491 nt
Organism: Lineus longissimus
Lineage: Eukaryota; Metazoa; Nemertea; Pilidiophora; Heteronemertea; Lineidae
Exons: 8
Coding region: 267-7694 (2475 amino acids)
Source: RefSeq, a predicted model, not a curated record
CGUAUCUUAGGGGUCAUAUUCAGGCACACUAUUUCAAAUUUUAUUGAACUGUUGAGUGCACAUCGAAGCGUCUGUUCACAAAUUCAAAUAGUGUACGGCCGUUCAUAAUAUUCUAUCGACUGACCUGGGUGUGCUUGGACAAUUGUCUUGGAAGCUAUCUCAGUCGCUCAGUGUUCAUCUACACGCAGAUGUACUACCUGCAAAGCCGACAGCCAAAAGCACUGCCUUUCUUCUGAUUCAACAGUUGCAACCAUCAGCCAUUCGCAAUGAGGAUUCAGUGUGUUGUUUUGAUUUUCAUCACGCUUCUAGCGCUAUUCUGCAGCUUCGCGCGGAGUGUGACUGUAACGACCGAUGUGGGGGAGAUAAUCGGCAUAGAAAGUACUUGGAAGGGAAAGAUAGUGAAGAAGUUCUUUGGAAUACCUUUCGCUGAGGCGCCUGUAGGCAACCUCAGGUUCAGGCCACCUAUCCCAAAGGUCCCGUUCACGAAGCCAUUCAGUGCAGAAAAGAUUGGACAUUCAUGUUUACAGAACGAGCACACGCUGAGGAACUUCUCAGGGAUGGCUUUCGAAACUGAGGAAGAAAUAAAUGAGAUGACUGUGAACGAAGACUGUUUGAAUUUGAAUAUCUGGGUGCCAGAGGGAGGAGAGGAAACGAAGGCCGUUAUGAUAUGGAUCCAUGGAGGUGCAUUCGUUUUUGGUGCCGGAGCGCAAUACAAUGCCACCAAACUCGCCAUAUUCGGGGAUGUUAUCGUCGUGUCCGUCAACUAUCGUCUAGGAAUUUUAGGAUUCUUUUCAACAUUUGAUGACAUUGCAAGUGGGAACUAUGGACUGAUGGAUCAGCAAUUGGCUUUCAAAUGGGUACAGCAGAAUAUUGGUGCUUUCGGGGGUGACAAGGAUAGGGUGACGAUAUUCGGCGAGUCUGCUGGGUCCGCUUCGGUGACGUGGCAAAUGUUAGUACCAAGCAACGAGGGCUUGUUUCAAAGAGUAAUCGCGGAGAGCGGAACAGCCUUUUCCGAAUGGGCAUUCCCGGAUCCAGAAACAGCCAAAAGGUAUUUUGGCAUCCUGGUGGAGAAACUGAACUGCAGUGGAAAGGACUCAGGCGAGGUCAUCGCCUGCUUCCGGUCACUUCCGGCUGAAGCAUUUGGGUACGGGACCUCGAUUGGCUACCCCCAUGCUGAAGAGCUUGCUGGACGCACCCCUGCAGGACCGAGAGCUGACGGAGAGUUUAUUCCUUUUUCACCUACCGCUACUGAUCCUAAGGAAAAGAUGCAGGACCUACCCUUUUUCAGGUCACGUGAUUUAAUGAUUGGAGCGAAUCGGUUCGAAGGUUCACCAUACGUUAAUUCAGUGUUUGCACCAUUAUACAAGGCUCGGACAAAUCAAAGUAUGUACGAUACAGGUGUCCCCAAGAAUAUGAUUAAAGGAGUCUUGUCGGCAUUCUUCCCGGGUAAAAAUGAUCAAGGGCUUGUUGAUGCCGUGUGGUGGUUAUACAGCACAUCAGUUAAUGGCAAUACCAAUGACUUUAUGCCAGCCAUCGAAUUCCUAGAACUCGCUGGCGAUCUGAUGUUUUACGACGGUAUCGACAAGUUUCUUAAGCGCCACGCAGCGGAGACUGCUGGACCCCGGGGAUCAACCUACCAGUAUAGUUUUCUCCCGGAGCCGAGUGAGACUUUCGGCACCAUGGGACUUGUGUUCGAGAAGGAGCCUUGUGCAAAUGCGGCGAUCCACGCUGACGAACUUGGCUUCAUCUUCUGUAGACCUAGCAUAUUGGCCAAUGAAGACAAGAUCUUGAAAGCAGAGCUCGACCUGUCUGAUGCCAUGAUUGCAUAUUGGACCAACUUCGCUAAAUCAGGGAACCCGAACGAGCCAAUGUCAGUUCCUCGCCAGUGGCCGCAGUACAAGAUGGGAGAGGAGGAGUUCAUAGAGUUCGACAUCCAGAAUGAACAACUCGAUCUUAGAACCAACUCAUUUUACAGAAAUAGAUACGUGAGCUAUUGGAAUGACGUGAUCCCGUUGAUAACACGUCCCGCGGAGGAGAAGUGCCAUACAAGGGAGAAAGCUGAGUCCCCUGAUCAACCAAAAACUGGAAAGGAUGAGCUUUAUAUAAAUGUAUUUUUAGUGUAUUGCAACCAUCAGUCAUUUGCAAUGGGGAUUCAGUGUGUUGUUUUGAUUUUCAUCACGCUUGUAGCGCUGUUCUGCAGCUUCGCGCGGAGUGUGACUGUAACGACCGAUGUGGGGGAGAUAAUCGGCACAGAAAGUACGUGGAAGGGAAAGAUAGUGAGGAAAUUCUUUGGAAUACCUUUCGCUGAGGCGCCUGUUGGCGACCUCCGGUUCAGGCCACCUAUCCCAAAGGUCCCGUUCACGAAGCCAUUCAGUGCAGAAAAGAUUGGACAUUCAUGUUUACAGAACGAGCAAAUGUUGAAGAACUUCUCAGGGAUGGCUUUCGAAACUGAGGAAGAAACAAAUGAGAUGACUGUGAACGAAGACUGUUUGAACUUAAAUAUCUGGGUGCCAGAGGGAGGAGAGGAAACGAAGGCCGUUAUGAUAUGGAUCCAUGGAGGUUCAUUCCUUUUUGGUGCCGGAGCGCAAUACAAUGCCACAAAACUCGCUAUAUUCGGGGAUGUUAUCGUCGUGUCCGUCAACUAUCGUCUAGGAAUUUUUGGAUUCAUUUCAACAUUUGAUGACGUUGCAAGUGGGAACUAUGGACUGAUGGAUCAGCAAUUGGCUUUCAAAUGGGUACAGCAGAAUAUUGGUGCUUUCGGGGGUGACAAGGAUAGGGUGACGAUAUUCGGCGAGUCUGCUGGGUCCGCUUCGGUGACGUGGCAAAUGUUAGUACCAAGCAACGAGGGCUUGUUUCAAAGAGUAAUCGCGGAGAGUGGAACAGCCUUUUCCGAAUGGGCAUUCCCGGAUCCAGAAACAGCCAAAAGGUAUUUUGGUAUCCUGGUGGAGAAACUGAACUGUAGUGGAAAGGACUCAAGCGAGGUCAUUGCCUGCUUCCGGUCACUUCCGGCUGAAGCAUUUGGGUACGAGGCCUUGAUGGGCUUCCCCCAUGCUGAGGAGCUUGCUGGACGCACCCCUGCAGGACCGAGAGUUGACGGACAGUUCAUUCCUUUUUCACCUACCGCUACUGAUCUUAAAGAGAGGAUGCAAGACCUACCCUUUUUCAGGUCGCGUGAUUUAAUGAUUGGAGCAAAUAGGUUCGAAGGUUCACCAUUCAUUAAUUUAAUGUUUGCGCCAUUAUACCAGGCUCAGACAAAUCAAAGUUUGUACGAUACAGGUGUCCCCAAGUAUAUGAUUAAAGAAGUCUUGUCAGCAUUCUUUCCGGGUAAAAUUGAUCAAAAACUUGUUGAUGCCGUGUGGUGGUUAUACAGCACAUCAGUUAAUGGCAAUACCAAUGACUUUAUGCCAGCCAUCGAAUGCCUAGAACUCGCUGGCGAUCUGAUGUUUUACGACGGUACCAACAAAGUUCUUAAGCGCCACGCAGCGGAGACUGCUGGACCCCGGGGAUCAACCUACCAGUAUAGUUUUCUCCCGGAGCCGAGUGAGACGGUCGGCAGCUUGGGACUUUUGUUGGAGAAGGAGCCCUGUGCAAAUGGGGCAAUCCACGCUGACGAAAUUGGAUUCAUCUUCUGUAGACCUGGCAUGUUGGCCAAUGAAGACAAGAUCUUGAAAGCAGAGCUCGACCUGUCUGAUGCCAUGAUAGCAUAUUGGACCAACUUCGCUAAAUCAGGGAACCCGAACGAGCCAAUGUCAGGUCCUCGCCAGUGGCCGCAGUACAAGAUGGGAGAGGAGGAGUUCAUAGAGUUCGACAUCCAGAAUGAACAACUCGAUCUCAGAAUCAACUCAUUUUACAGAAAUAGAUACGUGAGCUUUUGGGAUGAGGUGAUCUCGUUGAUAACACGUCCCGCGGAGGAGAAGUGCCAUACAAGGGAGAAAGCUGAGUCCACUGAUCAACCAAAAACUGCAAAGGAUGAUAACAGUUGCAACCAUCAGUCAUUUGCAAUGGGGAUUCAGUGUGUUGUGUUGAUUUUCAUCACGCUUGUAGCGCUAUUAUGCAGCUUCGCGCGGAGUGUGACUGUAACGACCGAUGUGGGGGAGAUAAUCGGCAUUGAAAGUACGUGGAAGGGAAAGAUAGUGAGGAAGUUCUUUGGAAUACCUUUCGCUGAAGCGCCUGUUGGCAACCUCAGGUUCAGGCCACCUAUCCCAAAGGUCCCGUUCACGAAGCCAUUCAGUGCAGAAAAGAUUGGACAUUCAUGUUUACAGAACGAGCCCACGCUGAGGAACUUCUCAGGGAUGGCUUUCGAAACUGAGGAAGAAAUAAAUGAGAUGACUGUGAACGAAGACUGUUUGAACUUGAAUAUCUGGGUGCCAGAGGGAGGAGAGGAAACGAAGGCCGUUAUGAUAUGGAUCCAUGGAGGUGCAUUCCUUUUUGGUGCCGGAGCGCAAUACAAUGCCACCAAACUCGUUAUAUUCGGGGAUGUUAUCGUCGUGUCCGUCAACUAUCGUCUAGGAAUUUUUGGAUUCAUUUCAACAUUUGAUGACGUUGCAAGUGGGAACUAUGGACUGAUGGAUCAGCAAUUGGCUUUCAAAUGGGUACAGCAGAAUAUUGGUGCUUUCGGGGGUGACAAGGAUAGGGUGACGAUAUUCGGCGAGUCUGCUGGGUCCGCUUCGGUGACGUGGCAAAUGUUAGUACCAAGCAACGAGGGCUUGUUUCAAAGAGUAAUCGCAGAGAGCGGAACAGCCUUUUCCGGAUGGGCAUUCCCGGAUCCAGAAAGAGCCAAAAGGUAUUUUGGUAUCCUGGUGGAGAAACUGAACUGUAGUGGAAAGGACUCAAGCGAGGUCAUUGCCUGCUUCCGGUCACUUCCGGCUGAAGCAUUUGGGUACGAGGCCUUGAUGGGCUUCUCCCAUGCUGAGGAGCUUUCUGGACGCACCCCUGCAGGACCGAGAGUUGACGGAGAGUUCAUUCCUUUUUCACCUACCGCUACUGAUCCUAAAGAGAGGAUGCAAGACCUACCCUUUUUCAGGUCGCGUGAUUUAAUGAUUGGAGCAAAUAGGUUCGAAGGUUCACCAUUCAUUAAUUUAAUGUUUGCGCCAUUAUACAAGGCUCAGACAAAUCAAAGUUUGUACGAUACAGGUGUCCCCAAGUAUAUGAUUAAAGAAGUCUUGUCAGCAUUCUUCCGGGGUAAAAUUGAUCAAGAACUUGUUGAUGCCGUGUGGUGGUUAUACAGCACAUCAGUUAAUGGCAAUACCAAUGACUUUAUGCCAGCCAUCGAAUGCCUAGAACUCGCUGGCGAUCUGAUGUUUUACGACGGUACCAACAAAGUUCUUAAGCGCCACGCAGCGGAGACUGCUGGACCCCGGGGAUCAACCUACCAGUAUAGUUUUCUCCCGGAGCCGAGUGAGACGGUCGGCAGCUUAGGACUUUUGUUGGAGAAGGAGCCCUGUGCAAAUGGGGCAAUCCACGCUGACGAAAUUGGAUUCAUCUUCUGUAGACCUGGCAUGUUGGCCAAUGAAGACAAGAUCUUGAAAGCAGAACUCGACCUGUCUGAUGCCAUGAUUGCAUAUUGGACCAACUUCGCUAAAUCAGGGAACCCGAACGAGCCAAUGUCAGUUCCUCGCCAGUGGCCGCAGUACAAGAUGGGAGAGGAGGAGUUCAUAGCGUUCGACAUCCGGAAUGAACAACUCGAUCUCAGAAUCAACUCAUUUUACAGAAAUAGAUACGUGAGCUUUUGGGAUGAGGUGAUCCCGUUGAUAACGCGUCCCGCGGAGGAGAAGUGCCAUACAAGGGAGAAAGCUGAGUCCACUGAUCAACCAAAAACUGCAAAGGAUGAUAACAGUUGCAACCAUCAGUCAUUUGCAAUGGGGAUUCAGUGUGUUGUGUUGAUUUUCAUCACGCUUGUAGCGCUAUUAUGCAGCUUCGCGCGGAGUGUGACUGUAACGACCGAUGUGGGGGAGAUAAUCGGCAUUGAAAGUACGUGGAAGGGAAAGAUAGUGAGGAAGUUCUUUGGAAUACCUUUCGCUGAAGCGCCUGUUGGCAACCUCAGGUUCAGGCCACCUAUCCCAAAGGUCCCGUUCACGAAGCCAUUCAGUGCAGAAAAGAUUGGACAUUCAUGUUUACAGAACGAGCCCACGCUGAGGAACUUCUCAGGGAUGGCUUUCGAAACUGAGGAAGAAAUAAAUGAGAUGACUGUGAACGAAGACUGUUUGAACUUGAAUAUCUGGGUGCCAGAGGGAGGAGAGGAAACGAAGGCCGUUAUGAUAUGGAUCCAUGGAGGUGCAUUCCUUUUUGGUGCCGGAGCGCAAUACAAUGCCACCAAACUCGCUAUAUUCGGGGAUGUUAUCGUCGUGUCCGUCAACUAUCGUCUAGGAAUUUUUGGAUUCAUUUCAACAUUUGAUGACGUUGCAAGUGGGAACUAUGGACUGAUGGAUCAGCAAUUGGCUUUCAAAUGGGUACAGCAGAAUAUUGGUGCUUUCGGGGGUGACAAGGAUAGGGUGACGAUAUUCGGCGAGUCUGCUGGGUCCGCUUCGGUGACGUGGCAAAUGUUAGUACCGAGCAACGAGGGCUUGUUUCAAAGAGUAAUCGCGGAGAGCGGAACAGCCUUUUCCGGAUGGGCAUUCCCGGAUCCAGAAAGAGCCAAAAGGUAUUUUGGUAUCCUGGUGGAGAAACUGAACUGUAGUGGACAGGACUCAAGCGAGGUCAUUGCCUGCUUCCGGUCACUUCCGGCUGAAGCAUUUGGGUACGAGGCCUUGAUGGGCUUCUCCCAUGCUGAGGAGCUUUCUGGACGCACCCCUGCAGGACCGAGAGUUGACGGAGAGUUCAUUCCUUUUUCACCUACCGCUACUGAUCCUAAAGAGAGGAUGCAAGACCUACCCUUUUUCAGGUCGCGUGAUUUAAUGAUUGGAGCAAAUAGGUUCGAAGGUUCACCAUUCAUUAAUUUAAUGUUUGCGCCAUUAUACAAGGCUCAGACAAAUCAAAGUUUGUACGAUACAGGUGUCCCCAAGUAUAUGAUUAAAGAAGUCUUGUCAGCAUUCUUCCCGGGUAAAAUUGAUCAAGAACUUGUUGAUGCCGUGUGGUGGUUAUACAGCACAUCAGUUAAUGGCAAUACCAAUGACUUUAUGCCAGCCAUCGAAUGCCUAGAACUCGCUGGCGAUCUGAUGUUUUACGACGGUACCAACAAAGUUCUUAAGCGCCACGCAGCGGAGACUGCUGGACCCCGGGGAUCAACCUACCAGUAUAGUUUUCUCCCGGAGCCGAGUGAGACGGUCGGCAGCUUGGGACUUUUGUUGGAGAAGGAGCCCUGUGCAAAUGGGGCAAUCCACGCUGACGAAAUUGGAUUUAUCUUCUGUAGACCUGGCAUGUUGGCCUAUGAAGACAAGAUCUUGAAAGCAGAACUCGACCUGUCUGAUGCCAUGAUUGCAUAUUGGACCAACUUCGCUAAAUCAGGGAGCCCGAACGAACCAAUGUCAGUUCCUCGCCAGUGGCCGCAGUACAAGAUGGGAGAGGAGGAGUUCAUAGCGUUCGACAUCCGGAAUGAACAACUCGAUCUCAGAAUCAACUCAUUUUACAGAAAUAGAUACGUGAGCUUUUGGGAUGAGGUGAUCCCGUUGAUAACGCGUCCCGCGGAGGAGAAGUGCCAUACAAGGGAGAAAGCUGAGUCCACUGAUCAACCAAAAACUGCAAAGGAUGAGCUUUAAUAAAUAAAUCUUGACUGAUAAAGUGAUGUACAUGUAUAUUUGGUGUAGCGGUCGCUUUUUAAAUAUCUUUGAUGCAACAUUAGUGCGAUUUUACUACUUGGAUACAUUGUCUUUUUAGGGGCUGAUAGGCAAUAGGUAGUGGAUCAAAUUAGUGGUCCAUUAUGCAGAUUAGAACGAACUCUACACAGCCUGAUAGUUAACUAAUGUAACUUAUAUAAUAACUUAAUUUCAAUGAUUAUUCAGUCAGUCUAUUGUAUCAUACACGACUGGUGUAUUGUGAACUUUGUGUGGGGAGAAACAUAAUAAACGCUUGAUAAAUUUGUUCCAAAUUGAUCUAGCGGCCCAGGGCUGUCGGCCCCGGCCUUCAGUGACGGUGCAUCAGCAUCAAAACAAGUGGGUGUGGAUCCCAGACUCGUGCUGGUGAAGCCGCUUAGUUUUUCUAACGGACACUUUCCCCUAGCCAAGGAACUGACUUAGUCAUGAUGUCCCUUUAACACAGCCAUAGUGCGCCAAGUAUAGAAAGGGCGUGGCCGCAUUACAAUCCUUAGAUGCGUAGUUUUAUUUUCAUUUGAUUACUAUUGAAACGAAUCCGAUAUUUUGUCGAUAAAGAUAGCUACUGGUAUUAUAUUAUGUUAUAGCAAGUUUCGACAUAUAACGUAUAGCUGGAUAAUGUAGCCAAAUUAUCUUGAUAGUUAUGGCGCAUCAUGACUCUAAAGCGUUUAUGCAGCUAUAGCGGAUAUGUAUUAUUAAGAUUCCGUAGACUGAUCCAGACUUGAAGAAAAAAAUAUCCUAACCAA